AUGCGUGCCGAAGCUGAGGUUGACGAGUGGGCACCAUUCAAGGACGAAGAAGAGUGGGAGUUGUUCCGGUGGCUGAUCAAGCAUGUGGGUCAAACCAAGAUCGACGAGUUCCUUAAACUUUCAAUUAUACGAAGAAAAUGCAGUUUGUCAGCCGACAGCAAGUACAAAUUCUUUCAACAGAUUGACGACCUACCUACUGGAGUCCCUUGGCACUGCGACGUGGUCUCCGUUCAAGGCGAUCGUAUGGGCGAUGAUGGGAAGUUCUUGCAGGAACAACUCGAACUGUGGCGGCGCGAUCCUGUGGAAUGUGUGGAGGAACUCAUCGGGAACCCUACGUUCGACGGAAAUAUUGCUUACGGGCCAGAGAGGGUUUAUACGGAGGAGGCGGCUACCAUACGACGGUAUGAUGAGAUGUGGACAGCGGAUUGGUGGUGGAUUACGCAGGGAAAGUUGCCAGAGGGUGCGACAAUCGCACCUGUAAUCCUCGCGUCCGAUGCCACGAAGCUCACAAACUUCGGCGGCGAUAAGAAGGCAUGGCCGGUGUAUCUGUCCAUCGGGAACAUCUCAAAAUCCGUCCGACGUCAGCCUUCGCAGCGCGCAACAAUCCUCGUUGGAUACAUACCUGUCUCGAAGCUCGACUGCUUCAACGAUUCGACUCGCAGCCUUGCAGGCUAUCGCCUCUUCCAUCACUGCAUGUCCCUCAUCCUCAAGUCCCUUCGCGAGCCGGGCCUCAAUGGGAAGGAGAUGACUUGCGCAGACCGCGGUGUUCGGAGGGUCCAUCCAAUUGUUGCCGCUUAUGUUGCGGAUUAUCCCGAACAGUGUCUUGUUUGCUGCUGCAAGGAGAACAGCUGCCCACGCUGCACUGUGCCUCCCCUACGACGUGGCGAGCAGCUUAACUGUGAUCCACGUGAUGUCAAGAGCACCAAAGACGCACUGCGCGACCACCAGAACGGAAAUGACUCACCACGCUUCACUUCCGAGCAACUGCGGCCCGUCUACGAGCCCUUCUGGGCAGACCUCCCCCAUUGCGACAUCUUCUCAUCUAUCAUGCCUGACAUCUUGCAUCAGCUCCACAAGGGAGUCUUCAAGGACCACUUACUGUCGUGGUGUACAUCAAUCGUGGGCCCGGACGAAAUCGACCGCCGCUUCCGUGCAAUGACCGACUUCCCAGGCCUUCGAAACUUUCGCAAUGGCAUCUCGCAUGUUUCGCAGUGGACGGGUAAAGAACAUAAGGAGAUGCAGCGUAUAUUCGUAGCGCUGCUAGCUGGCGCGGUGCCUGCGGAGGUACUGGAGGUGGCGCGUGCGCUCGUGGAUUUCAUCUACUACGCGCAACUUCAGUCUCACGAUGACACGUCGCUCACUCACCUGCAGUCAGCUCUCGACACGUUCCAUCGCUGUAAGGACGUUUUUAUCAGGCUAGGGAUUCGCGAGCAUUUCAACAUACCGAAGAUACACUCACUCCUCCACUACGUCGAGGCCAUCCGAUCCCGUGGUUCCUGCGACGGCUACAACACCGAACUCCCCGAGCGCUUGCAUAUUGAGCUGGCGAAGAACGCGUACCGUGCAAGCAACCACCGCGACUAUACAGAGCAGAUGGUGACGUGGCUCUCACGCCAGGAAGCGGUCGACUUACAUGCUGCAUACAUCGCGUGGUUCCAGGGUCUCCGUACGGAAGAAACGGCGGAUGAGAUAGCUGAGGAAUCAGACUCAGAGCCAGAAGACGAGCCAGAAGACGACGAACCUGAUGAAGACGAGGUCUCUCCUCUGCUCCCAGACGGGGAUCAAGAGAAAACCAGGCACACGUACGCAAUCGCGAAGCACUGUCCUCUUCCCAAUGUAUCCCUGCGCUACCUGCUUGCCGACCAUGGCGCGAGCGAGUUUCUACCCGCUUUGACCGACUUCGUCCAGACUGAGCUACCUCAGGGCACGUUACGGCCGAACCAAAUGGAUCGCUACGACGUUUAUAAGGCCAUAUCAGUUACUUAUCCAGGAGAUCCUCAUGGCGACGUACCAGAGCAUACCGACCGCAUCCGGGCGGUCGUGGCCAAAGCAGGGAGGGGGCGAAAGCAGGCCGUGGCUGCACACUUCGAUACCGCGUUUAUCAUCGAUCCGGAUAUUCCUGUCGAUGGACUUGAACUGAACGCUUACCUGAUUCGGCGAGAACAUACAGGAACAAGGAUAGCACGCGUGCGCGUCAUCUUCGAUCUUCCUGCGCAAUUUGGAUCACACCCGCACCCGCUCGCAUACGUCGAAUGGUACACGCCAUUGCGGCGCAAGGAUCCCGGGACCGGUCUCUACCUUGUCUCCCGCUCAACACGCAACGGCAAGCCGAACGCUAGCAUCGUCAGCAUUGAUCAGAUCCGCCGCGCCGCGCACUUGGUUCCGAAAUCUGGCAGAGAAAUAAGCAGGGAACUCACCAAAGAUAGUUCACUCGACGUCGCAACAGAAUUCCGGGUGAAUUCGUACAUUUCAGUUGACCUUAGAUCCAUGACAGUUUGA
Molecule: messenger RNA, 2499 nt
Organism: Rhodofomes roseus
Lineage: Eukaryota; Fungi; Basidiomycota; Agaricomycetes; Polyporales; Fomitopsidaceae
Exons: 4
Coding region: 1-2499 (832 amino acids)
Source: RefSeq, a predicted model, not a curated record